Molecule: messenger RNA, 2456 nt
Organism: Linum trigynum
Lineage: Eukaryota; Viridiplantae; Streptophyta; Magnoliopsida; Malpighiales; Linaceae
Source: the annotation of a GenBank genome assembly
GCACCAAAGUUGUCUCCAAUUUCACUAGUCACUACAUACCGUACACAAAAAGCCCAGAUUGUUAACAAGAUGAUUUACAGUUAUUAGUUUUCAUAUUCAAUAUUGUGCUGGGUAGCUAGCCGCCCUUCGCAAAUUUGCCACUUCGCUUUGCCCAUCCCCUAAUCCGCCGCUCAGUCAACUCAUCUCCCAGAGCAAUACAUUCUCAGUACUAUCAGCAGGUUACUUCUCAGCUCCGACCACCGCCGCCAUAGCCACCCGCUUUGGCGGAGUUCCAGAUAAAGUUCGCAUUUUUUCCCUUCUCAAGUUGUGAUGGGAAGUGAUACUGAUGACCAAGAGAAAAGAAUCGCGGCCCUUUACUACCCGCCUGCCACUUCAUCAUCAUCUUCCCCAACUCAGCCGCUGCUCUUCAAGCCGCCGCUACACGAGCCCACCUCCUACCCUAAUCCAGAAUCUGACCCGACCCAGUUCCUCCAGAUCUCUUACAACUCCGGUCACCGGCCGUUCAAGGACCUGCCCUUUCUCAUCCUCUUUCUCCUGGUUCUUCUCUGCACUAUCGGAUUCGGCAUCUUCUCAAUCGUCCACGGAAACCCCAAUUACGGCAACCUUUCAUCCUUUACUUUCGACUCCCGAUCGGCAUCCUGCGUUCCCGCCAGCCCCAAUUCAGCUUCCACAGUCGAAAGUUUCUACUAUUUCCUCGUCAAUUCGUUGCGCUCCAGUGGGUUCACCAGCGGGCUGAUAUGGGCAAUCGUUAUCACAGUGAUUCUCACUGGACCCAUCUGCUUUCUACUGCUUUUCUCUCUCAGGCAUUACACCAAAUACCUUGUGUACGCUUCUCUCCCCUUCUUCAUCGUCAUGCCGGUUUUCUUUAACAUCUACUGGUUCGUUGCAUGCACGGUUAGCUCGUCCUGCAGCGAUGACCUACCACUUGGUUAUAGAAUUUUCGUCAUGUCCCUCAUAGUUGUGGUGAUUGGGGUCCUGGUUUGGGUUCUAGUUGUGAAUUGGUAUCGGGUUGAGCUGACUAUAAGCAUAAUUGGGGUUGCCGCCGAUGCCCUGUACAAGAAUUUGGGCUUGUUUGUGGCUCUGCCAAUGUUGUCGUUUGGUUUGGUGGUGUACUAUGCUCCCAUUGUGGUGUUCUUAGUGUUUGCGAGGUUUAAUGGCAAGAUUGUGCCCAAGGAAUCUAAUGGGGAGUAUCAUUGUGGUUGGAAGGAAGAUAGUUGGGUGCCUGCUUACUAUACGCUGGGGGUUGUGACAUUGUUGUGGUCUUCUGCAAUAAUGAUGGAAGCUCAAGUUUAUGUGAUCAGUGGGACUAUUGCUCAGUGGUACUUCUCUAAGAACGAUUCCCCUCCAAAACGUGGCAUAAGAACUUCAUUGAGGAAUGCGUUUGGCCCAUCUUCAGGCAGCAUAUGUUUCUCUGGUUUAAUUAUGUUUAUUGUUCGCAUGGUGAGAGGUGCCGUUGAUAGUGCUAAACGAGAAAAUAGUCCGGGGGUUGUAAAUCUCGUUCUCCGAACUUGUGCCAAUCUAUUUCUCUCUUCAAUCGAAUUUCUGAACAAGUUCACCAUCAAUUUCGUGGCAAUAACUGGUGAAGCCUACUGCACUUCUGCGAGAAUGACUUACGAACUCCUGAAACGUAACCUUCUCUCAGCUGUCCUGGUGGAGGUUAUCUCCACUCGUAUAUUGGCUGGCAUCACGUUCGUACUCUCAGCUGUGUAUGCAAUUGUGGUGUGUGCAAUACUGAAGGGUGCUAUGAGUCUCGGGACUGAUGCAUACUACGUCGCGAUCCUUGCAUGGUUGGUGCUGAUUGUGGUGUUGGGCUUCUUUGUACAUGUGUUAGACAACGUGAUCAACACGAUUUACAUAUGUUAUGCGAUAGAUAGGGACAGAGGUGAAGUGUAUAAGUCGGAUGUUCACGAGGUUUAUGUGCAUUUGCCCAUCAGUAGAAACCAGAGGCCGAGCUUGGCUACUGAUGCAGUUGUAUGAGCAUAAUGAACUACUGCAUUAUCUGCAGAGGGUUUCUUUCUAACUUUCUGUAACGUCGUUUAGUGUUUUGUUCUUCCUUGACGAGGUGAGAGUUCAUGAUUGCACGGACCUGUGAAUAUACCUUUUGGGUUGCUGCUGCUGCAUUGUAAAUUUUUGAAGCUUGUAAGCAAGACGGGGAAAAGAUAUGGAUUCGAACGCGAAACAGAUUACCUUUAUUGUAAUAAAAGAGAGCGAAAAGGGAAACGGGAAGAGAGGAACCAAAGAAGGGGAAUGCUUGAGAGGGGGAUGUUUCUGAACAUUGUGAAGUUAACCGUUCUUUGGUUAUUGACUGCAUUUGAGAGGCCGAAAGGCUUCUAGUGUUUCGAAUGUUAUAUGCAAAGUUAGUCUUUUGACUCUGUUUCUCCUUCUGCUAAUAUUUUAGGAGAACGUGAUAAUCACAUACAUUUUUUAUGGGGGUUGGAUAAAACGAUUUGGAUUUG